Arabidopsis arenosa is the source of this 3712-nucleotide messenger RNA. The record is from the annotation of a GenBank genome assembly. NCBI's taxonomy places the organism in Eukaryota, Viridiplantae, Streptophyta, Magnoliopsida, Brassicales, Brassicaceae.
AACCAAAACAAUUCUCUUCAAUUUUACCAUUUUCUUUGUUCUUGGAUCCAAAUCAAGAAAAUUUCGAGAAAAUGGGGGUGGCUCAAGCGAUGGAAGCCCUAACCGAGCGAGCAGGUUUGAUGAAAGAGUCUCUACAUAAGAGCCAAACCAUCACCGAUAACAUGGUCGGAAUCCUAGGUUCUUUCGAUCAUCGUCUGUCGGCUCUUGAAACCGCCAUGCGUCCCACACAGAUAAGAACACAUUCUAUAAGGAGAGCUCAUGAGAAUAUUGACAAGGCAUUGAAAGCAGCUGAGGUUAUAUUGGAUCAAUUUGAUAUCUCUAGAAAGGCUGAAGCUAAAAUAUUGAGAGGACCACAUGAGGAUCUUGAAAGCUAUCUGGAAGCAAUUGAUCAACUAAGAGGCACUAUCAAAUUCUUCAGCAACAACAAGAUGUUUAAAAGUGCUAGUGGAGUUAUUAGUCAUGCUCACGGUUUACUCUCUAAAGCUCUAUCAAAGCUAGAAGAUGAGUUCAGACAGAUACUGCAAAACUACAGUAAGCCAAUGGAACCUGAUCGCCUUUUCGAAUGUCUUCCAAGCAAUCUUCGACCAUCAUCAGAAGGUGAAGGUGGUGGUGGCAAGAACCAUGAUCCGCAUCACAAGAGCUUAGAAAACGCUAUUUUUACUGUCCCAACUGUCAUUCCUCCAAGGGUUCUGCCUCUGCUUCAUGACCUAGCCCAACAGAUGGUUCAAGCUGGUCAUCAACAACAACUUUUCAAAUCUUACAGGGAUACUCGAGCUGCGGUGCUGGAACAGAGUUUGCGGAAAUUAGGUGUGGAGAGGCUUAGCAAAGAUGAUGUUCAGAGAAUGCAAUGGGAGGUCUUAGAAGCCAAGAUUGGGAAUUGGAUACAUUACAUGCGAAUAUCCGUGAAACUGUUAUUUGCUGCGGAAAAGAAAAUCUGCGACCAAAUACUCGAUGGUGUUGAGUCUCUGAGAGAUCAAUGUUUUGGGGAAGUCACUGUAAAUAGUGUAGCUGUGCUGCUUAGUUUUGGGGAGGCCAUUGCUAAAAGCAAGAGAUCACCGGAAAAACUGUUUGUUCUGUUAGAUAUGUAUGAAAUAAUGAGAGAGCUUCAACCCGAGAUUGAGUUGCUCUUUGGAAGCAAACCUUGUGCCGAGAUGAAAGAAUCGGCGUUGAAUCUGACAAAGCGAUUAGCUCAGACAGCUCAAGAAACUUUUUCUGAUUUUGAAGAAGCAGUUGAAAAGGAUGCUACAAAAACCGCGGUUAUGGAUGGAACUGUACAUCCGCUUACUAGCUACGUUAUAAAUUACGUCAAGUUCUUGUUUGAUUACCAAUCGACGUUGAGGCUACUUUUUCAAGAGUUUGACAGUAAAGAUCCUGAUAGCGAGCUGGGAGCGGUAACAACGAGGAUCAUGCACGCUUUACAGAACAAUCUGGAUGGUAAAUCGAAGCAGUACAAAGAUGCAGCAUUAACUCAACUUUUCCUAAUGAACAAUGUUCACUACAUAGUGAGAUCUGUCAGGAGGUCAGAAGCAAAGGAUUUAUUAGGUGAUGAUUGGGUUCAAAUACAUCGAAGAAUCGUACAACAACACGCUAAUCAGUACAAGAGAGUUUCUUGGGCAAAGAUCUUGCAGUGUCUCACGGUUCAGUCGAGUGGGAGCGGUCCGAUAGAAAACUCAAAUAUAUCAAGAGCAUCAGUAAAAGACAGAUUCAAGACUUUCAAUUCUCAGUUUGAAGAGCUUCACCAAAGACAAUGCCAAUGGACAGUUCCGGACAGCGAGUUGCGUGAAUCUCUCAGGCUUGCUGUUGCAGAGGUCCUUUUACCUGCCUUCAGAUCGUUUCUCAAACGUUUCGGGCCGAUGAUAGAGAGUGGUAAGAACCCACAGAAGUAUAUAAGGUUCAGUCCUGAAGAUCUUGAGAGAAUGCUUAACGAGUUCUUUGAAGGCAAGACUUGGAAUCACACAUGUCACAAAAUGUCUAAUCUUCAUGAGCUCUCGAUAGAAAAUUCCACUGAUGAUCACGCUGGAUGUUUUCAAGAAAAAGAGCAGUUAUACAAAUGUCUUAAAUGCGGUAUCUUCUUCCACAAGGAAUGCUUGGAGUCUGCAACAGAGAUUAACGCUCACGAAAACCUAGGAGAGGUAAGAGCGGUUGAAGACAAACCCAACGAUGAAUCUAUCAAGGUAGAUGAAAGAGGAGCAAGCAACGUUCAUUUCACAAAUGAACAUCAUGGUAAGGUUGAUGAUAUAAACACAGGAUAUGAUGCUUGCAAGUUCAAGCAGAUUCUCGAAAAGUACAGCAAGCCAAUAGAACCUAAGCACCUUUUCGAGUGUCUCCCAAGCAAUCUUCGGCCAUCGUCAGACGGUGACGGUAGUGACGGAAUGAGUCAUGAUCCACAAUCAAAUGGCUUAGAGAAAGAUGAUUUUACGGUCCCAACAAUCAUCCCACCUAUGGUUUUGCCUCUGCUUCAUGAUUUAGCCCAACAAAUGGUUAAAGCUGGUCAUCAGCAACAACUUUUCGAAACUUACAGGGAUACUCGUAGGGCAGUGUUGGCGCAGAGCAUUGAGAAAUUAGGUGUAGAGAGACAUAGCAAAGAUGAUGUUCAGAGAAUGAAGCAGGACGUCUUAGAUGCCAAGAUUCGGAAUUGGAUCAUUUACAUGCGAAUAUCUGUGAAACUGUUAUUUGCUGCGGAAAAGGAAAUCUGCAACCAAAUACUUGAUGGUGUUGAGCCACUUAGAGAUCAGUCUUUUGCUGAAAUCACUACUAUUAGUUUUGAUAUGCUUCUUAGUUUCGGAUAUGCUAUCGUUAUCAGCAGGAGAUCGCCGGAAAAUGUGUUUGUUAUCUUAGAUAUGUAUGAGAUAAUGAUAGAGCUUCAACCAGAGUUUGAGUUGAUCUUUGGAAGCCAACCUUGUACCGAGAUGAAAGAAGAUGCAUUGAAUCUGACAAAGCUAUUAGCUCAGACAGUGAAAGAAACUAUUGUUGAUUUCGAAAACGCUGUUGAAAUGGAUCCGACUGAAACCGUUGUUAUGGAUGGAUCCGUACAUGCGCUAACUAGCUACGUUGAGAGAUACGUCACGUACUUGUUCGAUUACAAAUCGACGUUGAGGCAACUUCUUCCUGAUACCAAGCUGAAAUCCGCGUUAACGGGUAUCAUGAGGGCUUUAAUGAACAAUCUGGAGGGUAAAUCCAGACAGUACGAAGAUGCAGCAUUAGCUCAACUAUUCUUAAUGAAUAAUGUGUAUUACAUUGUGAGACAUUUUAGAAGGGAAGAAGCAAAGAAUUUGUUGGGUGAUGAUUGGGUUCAAACACAUGGAAGAAUCGUAAAACAACACGCAAAUCAGUACCAGACAGUUUCUUGGAAUAAGUGUAUCACGGUUCAGUCGAGUAAGAGCGGUCUGAUAAAGAACAAAAGUAUAACAAAAACAUUAGUAAAAGAAAAAUUCAAGACUUUCAAUUCUCAAUUCGAAGAGCUUCACCAGAGACAAUGCCAAUGGUUAGUUCCGGACGUUGAGAUGCGUGAAUCUCUCAGGCUUGCUAUUGCAGAGGUUCUUUUACCUGCCUACGGAUCGUUUCUCAAACAUUUCAGGCCGAUGAUAGAGAGUGGUAAGAACUCACAGACGUAUAUAAGGUUCACUACUGAGGACCUUGAGCGAAUGCUCAACGAUUUCUUCGAAGGAAAAAACUUGGAGUGAGCCCAAAAGAAUAUAUGUAUUAAUGUUUG